Symbiodinium sp. CCMP2456 is the source of this 294-nucleotide messenger RNA. The record is from the annotation of a GenBank genome assembly. NCBI's taxonomy places the organism in Eukaryota, Dinophyceae, Suessiales, Symbiodiniaceae.
GCACUGACGAACCAGCUGAUUGCAACCACUGUGGAGCCGUGCUCCUGCUGCCACCUGCGGAUUCACAUGAACGAUCAGAAUGGCUCCGAGGUGCUCAACUUGAACCACCAUUGCUGUGACUGUUCCCUGCUCUGUUGGGGCUGUCCGUGCGGCUGUCAGGAGACGAACUUCCAGGUGUACGACCACGGCCAGUCGGUGGGAAACAUCAAGCGACAGUUCAACGCCCAGCAGGCACUUGGGAUGAUCACAGGCGUAAAUGCCGACUCGGACCAGUUCCAUGUCGACUUCAAGGAG